AUGAGUUCCCACCAGGCCAGUCAUCUGAGAAAUGUCCUCAUGAGCCGGAGUGCCCAGUUCAGGCAGCUGGAGGAAGAGAGGAUGGUACAGAGACAACAGGAAGAAGAAGAGCGACUGAGACGGCAAAAGGAGGAAGAAGAAAACAGAAAGAGGGAUGAGGCUGAACAGGAAGCCAGACGUCGCCGGCAGGAGGAAGAAACGAUCAGACGCAUCAACGAGUUUCUCGCUAGGCUGGCCGAAAGAGAGGGAGAACGCCCCGCCACAGAGGAAGUUGUGGAAGAAAUGAAAGACAGCGCUUUCAAACUCAAGGUGGACAGCGAAGAGAUCUGCGCCAUUUGCCAAGAUGGCAUGAGGAAAGGAGAAAAGGUCAUCCCGUUUCCCUGUCCGGCCGAGCACCAGUUCCAUGAGGACUGCAUGUUUCAGUUCCUGGCACACGGGAGUUCCUGUCCGCUGUGCCGCCAUCAGGUCGAACACGAUACCCCGGUGGAUGAACACGCCCUCCUCGGCAUCCUGCAGCUCCUGUUCACCUGACAUAGCCGUGGUGCAAGACAACUCAAUAUUGGUUAGCAGCAACUUUAGGAUCAUGUAUUUGUUUGAGUCUUUGUUUAUUCAUAAAAUACUGAAAUAGGCCUGCCGACCACUUUUCAUGAGGUCAUGGGGCAAGAAGAGGUCAGCGUCAGACAAAAUAUGCGAGUUACAUGAUUAAAAUCAUAACAAGUUUCUAAACAUGUGUAACGUUAAUUACAUUAUUUAGGUUCCAUAUAAAUAUGCUAGGUAGAAUAGAAAGAUUCAACAAGUGUUCCACAGCGGAACUA
This is a messenger RNA of Branchiostoma belcheri (Belcher's lancelet), 815 nucleotides long. Its product is annotated as PERQ amino acid-rich with GYF domain-containing protein 2-like. NCBI's taxonomy places the organism in Eukaryota, Metazoa, Chordata, Leptocardii, Amphioxiformes, Branchiostomatidae. The transcript has 6 exons. The coding region runs from base 1 to 531 and encodes 176 amino acids. The record is from RefSeq and is a predicted model, not a curated record.